Molecule: messenger RNA, 615 nt
Organism: Phytophthora sojae
Lineage: Eukaryota; Oomycota; Peronosporomycetes; Peronosporales; Peronosporaceae
Exons: 2
Coding region: 1-615 (204 amino acids)
Biological process (GO): proteolysis
Molecular function (GO): cysteine-type peptidase activity
Source: RefSeq, a predicted model, not a curated record
AUGACACCUUGCUAUAGACCCGACAAGGAGCAGCACAGGCUUCAAGUUAUUGAAAGCGACCUGAAAACACUCGAACCCAAAGUGUGGCUGAAUGACACUGUCAUCUCCUACUUUAUUCGUGAGUUUAUCGAGGCUCACAAGUCUACCUACAACUUCGAUGGUCAGUUUUUCGGGACCAUUCUCAUGAAUUACAAGGCGAACAAGCGAAACAUGGGGAAACCCUACGUGGCGUCCUGUGGGAUUACUGCGAAUUUCCCCUACGAGACGUACCCGACAAUCUUGGUACCUGUGUGCAUGGACGUCCAUUGGAGUUUCGUCGUGACUCAGAACCCCUUCCAGGUAAAGAAGAUCACAUACAAGGUUAAAGCCCACAAGACCAAGCCACACCAGGACAACACAUACGACUGUGGCAUCUUUAUGCUAUACUUCAUGCGCGAAGUCAACAGAGCGAUCAUGCGUGCAAAAGGUAACAUCAUUCUACCGCUAUCCAUUGCUAACAUUUGUGCGCUCCCAAAACAAACCCGGGACCACUUCAACUGCGAUUUGGAGCGAAUGGAGUUCUUCAGGCUCUUCCGCAACGACCAAGCAGUGCAGUCAGAGAUAGCUAAUCGCUAA